Meloidogyne enterolobii is the source of this 754-nucleotide messenger RNA. The record is from the annotation of a GenBank genome assembly. Lineage: Eukaryota; Metazoa; Nematoda; Chromadorea; Rhabditida; Meloidogynidae.
UCUUUCAACAAAAAAAAAUCCCAUGAAAAUGAGUAAUAGCAGUGGAUUUAUUGAUAAUUUAAGUAUUUCUGAUAAUGAUAAUCACUCAAAUGGUUCUCCUAUUCCAAAGGAAGAAAAAAUUGCAGAGAGGAUUGGAAAACAAAAUAUUGGAUUGAAAGUUCCUUCACCAAUACCUCCGGCAGCUAUUGCGCAGAGACCACAAUUAAAUGAAAUGGUAAAAGCCUAUGAACAAAUAAUAAGUCAUGUAGGUGAAGAUAUUAACAGACAAGGUUUACAAAAAACACCGUUUCGUGCUGCUAAAGCAAUGCUUUACUUUACUAAAGGAUAUGAAGAAAAUUUUGAUGAUGUUUUAAAUGAAGCUGUUUUUGAUGAAGAUACCGAUGAAAUGGUAAUUGUUCGCGAUAUAGAAAUGUUUUCUUUAUGUGAACACCAUUUAGUUCCUUUUCUUGGGAAAGUACAUAUUGGCUAUUUACCAAAUAAAAAAGUACUUGGAUUAAGUAAAUUAGCUCGAUUAGUUGAAAUGUUUAGUAGAAGAUUACAAGUACAAGAAAGAUUAACAAAACAAAUAGCCGCAGCUGUUUUGCAAGCUGUACAUCCGUCGGGGGUUGGUGUUGUUAUUGAAGCUAGCCAUAUGUGUAUGGUUAUGAGGGGAGUCCAAAAAAUAAAUGCAACAACAACAACUUCUUGUAUGUUGGGAGUUUUUAGAGAUGAUCCAAAAACUAGAGAAGAAUUUUUAACAUUAAUUAAAAAAUAA